This is a messenger RNA of Planococcus citri (citrus mealybug), 2369 nucleotides long. RefSeq names its product dnaJ homolog subfamily A member 2-like. Lineage: Eukaryota; Metazoa; Arthropoda; Insecta; Hemiptera; Pseudococcidae. Gene Ontology annotation, cellular component: cytoplasm; cytosol. The record is from RefSeq and is a predicted model, not a curated record. Gene Ontology annotation, molecular function: ATP binding; Hsp70 protein binding. Gene Ontology annotation, biological process: protein refolding; response to heat. The transcript has 7 exons. Bases 133 to 1377 code for a protein of 414 amino acids.
GUAAUUUUCUUAUCAUGCAAAUUACUUCAUUUUUCAUUUCAGUCUUGCAGUGUGAAAUUGAUAUCGAUUAAUUUAAAUAAUUAUAUGAUUCAUUAAGAAAAUCAUUGCAGUAAUUGUUAAAUUACGGUUAAAAUGUCUUACGGAAACACUGCACUGUACGACCUGCUAAACGUGAGCAGUCAAGCAUCAGUACCUGAAAUCAAAAAGGCGUAUCGCAAAUUAGCCAGAGAAUUUCAUCCCGAUAAAAAUCCGUCGUCGGGGGAUAAAUUUAAGGAAAUUUCUUACGCCCAUGAAGUACUAACCGAUCCACAAAAGCGAUCGGUGUACGAUCGUUAUGGCAUGAAAGGUCUUCAAGAAGGUGCUCGAGAACCGUCAACGUCGUUCUUCCAAGAUGAUAUUUUUUCGCAAAUUUUCGAUAUGGGUUCAGGACUGGGAGGAUGUAGAUUUCAGAAUAGAUAUCAACGUUCCGAAGACACCAUUUAUCCAUUGAAAGUCACAUUGGAGGAUUUAUACAACGGUAAAUGUGUCAAGUUUCAUAUGAACAAGACCGUUGUCUGUGUCACGUGUCGGGGGGUUGGCACAAAGACCGGUGUGAAACAUUGGUGCAGAGCUUGUCACGGACGCGGUGUACGAGUGCAAUAUCGUCCUGUUCUUUUAUUAAUGCAACAGCAAAUUUACACCACAUGCGAAGAAUGCUCGGGUCAAGGAACUGUCGUCCCCGAACGUGAUCGUUGCGUGCACUGUCGUGGUAAAAAGACUUACAUCGAGAAGAAAAACUUCGAAGUAUUUAUCGAAAAAGGAAUGAAAGAUAGCCAGAAGAUUAUACUUCGAGGAGAAGGAAAUCAAUCACCUGAUACCCAAGCUGGCGAUAUAAUCGUCAUCUUACAAGCCGAACAGCACGAUCGAUUUCAACGUCUCGGCAACGACUUAUACGUCGAUAAAGAAAUCUCGUUGACUGAGGCUCUUUGUGGGUUUUCUUUCGGGCUUACACAUCUUGACGGACGUGUUUUGAGGGUUGUUCAACCACCUGGCAGUUGUAUUAAGACCGGUCAAAUGAGAGGUUUAGUAGGCGAAGGUAUGCCGAGCCGAGCAGAUCCUACGCAAAAAGGAAACUUAUACAUUAAAUUCACCGUUAAAUUUCCCCAAAAUUAUUUCGCCAAUGAAAAUCAGAUGAAGCUUCUGGAAGCACUCCUGGGACCAAAAACGGAAUUCACGAUGCCUACAGGAGAGGAUGUCGAAGAAGUAGAUUUACACGAUUAUACACCAACUGACGAUAGUAGUUCUAGAACGUACGCUGAAGCGUUUAGCGAAGACGACGACGAACCAUUUGGGGCUCAUUUCAUGCCUGGAGGUCGCGUGCAAUGUGCUCAGCAAUAAAUUUAGCAUUCCGAUAAAGCUUUUCUCGAAAUUAUGGAUUCAAGAUACAAUUUUUUUUUACACCAAAAACAUAUUGUGUAAUCAAUUAAAUCAUUGGUUUUUCAUUUACGUCGAUAUUUAAUCAUUUUUACAUUAUGGAAUUUUUGUCGCUAACGAGCUUUGUAAUAUGUAUUUUAAUGGCCAAAUUAUCACCUUAUUUUUUCCCUUAUAUCGAAUCCCAUGAUUGCUUUACAUUUUCAAAAGAAAAAUGUGAUAGUAUACAUAAAAUGUGUCUCGAGUGUAGAUAAAAACAUUGUAAAACUCGGUUUUGUUAUCGAACUGCAACUUAUGAUUUUCAAACCAAACCAAAAUACCAACCUUUAUGAUAAGAAAUAUGUGCAGAUUUCCUGUUGUUUGUGGUAGAAUUUCAUCUUUUUUUUUCUUUUCAUUUUUCGAGCGAAUUAUUUUUUCCAUUACUAAUUUUAUCUUGGUAUUAGCGAUUAAUUAUUAUGUGAUGUAUUGUUUAUUAGUAAAAUAAUUAACGCGUAUUGUUGAAUUCCUAUCUUUACCCCUUUCAUACCAUGAUCAUUAUUCCAAGUCCUAACAGACUCGUCUCAAUCAGUUGUAAUUUUGUUAAUCAUGUUUGAUCAUUGAUUUUUUUUUGUAUUUUGAUUGCAUAAUUAUUAUUAAUUACUUGUAUGUAUUACUACUACUGAUGUUACGAUAGUGCAAUAUUUUUCCUUAGUAGGGAACAAGAAGUAACCAUCUUGAAAAUCAAACAUUAACGAAAUUUGAUUGGCGAAUGACUCGGAAUCCGACAAAUUAAAAACGUGGAGGAUUUUCGCAAUAAAGAAGUUGACAUCAUUCUUCCAUUUUAGUUUUUUUUUUUUUUUUUUUUUUUGGAGGAAUUAAGAUUAGGAAUAAUUUGACUUUAUUAUUUUAUGAAGAAAGAUGUUGCCGAUUCUUUUGCGUUGAUAUCAGUUUGUUACAGUAAAUUUCUUUAUUUUUGAUUA